GGGUGUGAGUUAUGGGCCCCUGUUGUCACUGCUGCUCUGCUUGGACAUUUCACCUCGCUACUGUAAAUUUAAAAGGGGGAUAACAUAUUUAGCUGACUUGUGAGCUAUAGCUCGACCAGAAAAUUGUCCGGUCCCCCCUCACAGAAGGCUUGCCCGCAAUUGCAGGAUUUGGGAUUUUCCAAGGGUCUGAGCGGGGCUGUCGGGAAAGAAAACUGGAUAUGGAUCACAUACAGCUUUAGUAGGUUGCUGUUCACACAUUUAAGCUACGGUAUCUUUCUCUCCAGAAGGGGGUGAAAAUAUAUAUAUUUAAAAAAAAAAUCGUUUUGCAGUUGACUGGGCGUUUUUGACGCGCUCGAUAAACGGUGAUGCUUCGGCGACGCGCCGAAACCGUAGGGAAGACACAGGUGAGGUGCGGCUGAGGAGCGUUAUUUCCAGAGAGGCUUUGGAUACCGGGAGCUGUCGUAUCUUUCACUCCUUUUCUCCAAAGAGAGGACGACUUAGUUACUGGCACCUGCUUCAACCUCCCAUACCUGGACAUCUGGUGCGUGCAUGUGUGCUACUGCCAUGGCAACCAUGGCUCCUCCCCUCUCAUUUCUUCUCCUUCUGCUUCAACUGGCUGAUGGCUCAUUCCCAGAGGAACCCAGUCCACUCAGCUACGUCCCCGUAGAGGUGGUGAGGAGGUAUCCUGUGUUCCUGGGCAGAGCUCAUCGUUCGGCUCAGAGACAGGAACUGCACAUCCAGACUGUCCUCCAAGUCAACCGCACACUCUACAUAGGAGCCAGAGAUGACUUAUACAGAGUAGAGAUGGAUAACAUGGCAGGUGACGAGAUGUUCUACAGCAAGAAACGGACAUGGGAGUCCAAUAAGAAUGAUAUCCGAGUGUGUCGGAUGAAGGGCAAACAUGAGGGAGAAUGUCGUAAUUUCAUCAAGGUUCUGCUCAGCCAGCAUGGCGGCUUGUUUGUAUGUGGAACAAAUGCCUUCAACCCACUGUGUGCCAACUACACUAAAGACACUCUAGAUAUGGUGGGAGAGCCUGUCAGUGGAAUGGCCCGAUGUCCAUAUGAUCCACGACAUGCUAAUGUGGCGUUAUUUGCUGAUGGAAGUCUUUUUACCGGCACGGUGACAGACUUCCUGGCCAUCGAUGCAGUGAUCUAUCGUAGCUUCGGUGACAGCCCCACCCUCCGAACAGUCAAGCACGACUCCAAAUGGUUCAGAGAGCCCUACUUUGUGAGUGCCAUGGAGUGGGGGCCUCACAUUUAUUUCUUCUUCAGAGAGAUGGCCAUGGAGUUUCAUCAUCUGGAGAAGGUGAUGGUGUCCCGUGUGGCUCGUGUGUGUAAAUCCGACCUGGGUGGCUCUCAGCGUGUCCUCGAGAAACAGUGGACCACUUUUCUCAAGGCACGACUCAACUGUUCUGUCCCAGGAGACUCGCACUUUUACUUUAAUCUUCUUCACGCCACUAGCAACAUCAUCCACAUGCAGGGUCGAGAUGUCAUCCUGGGUCUCUUUUCCACACCACCCAACAGCAUCCCAGGCUCUGCAGUGUGUGUGUUUGACAUGCAGCAGCUCGCUCAUGUCUUUGAGGGACGGUUUAAAGAGCAAAAAUCCCCUGAGUCUAUUUGGACACCAGUACCAGAUGAGGCAGUGCCUAAACCAAGGCCGGGGGGGUGUGCAGUGCAGGGAUCCAGAUUUAGCUCCUCUACCACAUUGCCGGAUGAGGUACUGAACUUUGUGAAGACCCAUCCGCUAAUGGACGAGACUGUUCCACUGCUGGGACAUAAACCCUGGGUGGUCAAAACUAUGGGAAGGUACCAGUUGACAGCCAUGGUGGUGGACACAGAAGCUGGCCCCUAUAAGAACCGUACAGUCUUGUUUCUGGGCUCCACUCGAGGGACUAUUCUCAAGUUCCUAAUGAUUCCUAGUGGAGAUUCAGUCUCUCACAGCAGUGUGUUUCUGGAGGAGGUGGAAGGAUUCAACCCAGAGAAGUGUGGUGAGGACUCUCCUCAGGCCCGUCAGCUCUUGUCUCUGUCUUUGGACCGAACCAGCCACACUCUGCUGCUGGCCUUCCCCUCCUGUCUGGUCAGAGUGCCUACAUCACGCUGCCAUCUCCAUUCACGCUGCAUGAAGAGCUGUCUGGCCUCCAGAGAUCCAUACUGCGGUUGGACCAGAGGCAGCACCUGCUCCUUCCUCAGACCAGGCACUCGGCUGCCUUUUCAACAAGAUGUUGAGUAUGGAAACACCACCUCCCACCUAGGAGACUGUGACGGAAUUCUGCAGCAGAGUUUGUUAAUUGAACCAGAGAGUUUGGUCUCCCUCAACCUCCUUGUGGCGUCUGCAGUCUCGGCGUUCACCAUUGGGGCAGCGCUCUCUGGCCUUGCCGUGUGCUGGAUUAUGGCCCAUAAGCCUGCCAACCGUCGCCAUGGCAGCUCCUCCCAGUCCUCUAUCCAGCGGCGUGAAAGAGGUCUGUUGAGUAAUGCUGGUGGGAUGGCUGGUUCUGUGCUGAGUGUGACACGGCAAGGAGGUGGGGAGCGCCCUUGUUCACAGGGUGGGGAGACCCUGUUUGUCAUGCCCAAUGGCUGGGUGAAGUCAGGAGAGCUUGACCCUGGUUUCCUGCCCACCCCAGAGCACACGCCCCAGCAGAAACGCAGAGGCCUACGACUGUCUGACUCCAACUCUGGAGGUUGGGACACAAGCCAGACCUACCUGGGGGGAGGUUCAGUGAGUCUGGGUUCGCCCUGCCGCAUGCCCCCUUCUGUGUACCUGACCACCAGACUCUUCCAGCAGGGGGUAAGUGGGAGACACAGCGGUGAAGGCCGUGGGAAUGACACGCCACGCCAGCAUUAUGUCUGCUUGAGCAAACAAGAGAAAGGGAAGGGGACACCUAAAGCACCCCUGAGGAAAUCUGCAGGGGAAUAUGUUUACCCCAUGACCCCCCAGGACUCACCUGAGCGUAGGAGGGUGGUAUCGGCACCCAGUGCCCCCAUGGAGUACAGCGAGCCUCUGCCUUUGCGCUGGCCAGCCCAGGAAGGAUACAUUCUCAGCAGCCAUGGCAUGGUCCCUGUCCCACUGCCUCCACCUGCCAUGCCUCCACCCAGCGGCCAGGCUUACAUUUCCCAGCAGCACACCCCCGGGCUGAGCAGAGCUUUGUUGAGAGGGGCCCUGGAGCGAGGGGAGCUGGGUGAGCUGGUGGAUCUCAGCCAUCUGAUGAGCAAGAAAAACUGCAGUGAUAGAACUCAGACUGGUCAGUGACUGAAGGGAACGAAGGGGACAGAAUUCUAUCCAUAUCUAAAGCUCUUGCUUUCAUUUCCAUAAAUCUCUCCUUUCUCCUCAUUCUAUCAAUCCCUCUCUCGCCUCCAUCCUCUACUUCUCACAUCUAUAUUUCAUUAUCAUUGACCCUCCCCCCAACACCCCAACACCCCACUCUCCCUCCUACUCCCACCUCUGAUGCACAGUCAGUGUCUCAGGCAAACCUCUUCACCCUAGAAUGAGUCCAUCUUUAUGACUGGCUGCUGGCUCUGCCACUCAUAUCCUGGCUCACUAAUUGGUCAGAUGGACUGAGAUUGUUGCUGUGUCUGCAUUGCAGAGUUGCCUUUCUGUCCUGCUCCCAGCAGCAGCAGGAAGAGGGAGGAAAAGGGAUGGAGGGGGAAGAUAGACAGAAAACAAGCUGAAUUGGGAGCAGAGAGGAUGAGAACAGAGACUUAAAGACUGCCUUCCCUGUGCAAAUUUACUGAGGCUGCAUAGCCAGAAGCGGGAUGCUUUGUCACUCUUGGAUAAGAUUAACAGGACUGCCAGCCAUCUGUUUGUAUCUAUAUUACCUGUUUGUUUGAUUGCCAACUAGGUACUUGAAUUGAAAUUGCAGAUUCUAAACAUUAUAAAAUCAUCCAAAGCUCAAUGUGAGUCAACAGAUAAUAGCUGAAGUUUUUUCAGACUCCUCGCUGCACACAUACACCCCAUGCAUACAUGUAUUUGUACAGUUGGGUGUUAAAUAUUCUAUAGAAAGCAUGACUUGUGUGCCAAAUGCCUCUAACUUGUCUCAUGAGGAUAUGGGACCAUAACUCACAUCUGUGGAGAGCAGAGUGCAAGACUGAAAUGUCAGCACUGUUCCUGCCAGCUGCACGCUCUCUGUAAUGACGGCAUCUCAGCUGUCCGUCGCUCCAUCCGCUCCCUCCUUCCACUCCCUGUUCUCUUUACUGACCAAUAAUUCCUCAAGGACAUCAGGUGGGAUUGCACCACAACAACAACUGACAUGGAAAUAUCAGCUGAAAAGAAAGAAAGGCAGAAGAAAAGGAAAAAAGGAGAGGUGCAACAUCCUGUGUGAGCAGCUCAUCGGUCACUGUCACAGUAGAUUUAUUCUCUAUAUACAGACACACACACAUCAGGCCUGCUUGAAUGCAGUAGGGUUUUGUUUGACAAAAUUUCUCCAUAAGCUCACACUAGGUCAAGGUCCCACAGACAUGAUACAGUGCAAAGUGACAGUUACAGUGGCCAUGAUUGAAACCUCUGGCUUAACUUGCAGCCAAUAGGAGUAAUGGAAAUGUUCCCAGCAGCCAACUGCAACUAUAUAUUCACCCCAUCAAAAUGUCCCAUGCCAUGAAGUGGUCAGCAUUUAAAGGCAACACAGCAUGGUUUUAGUGUGUCAUAGAGGAGACCAAAGUCAUAAAAUUAGAUGAGGAAAAAAUACAACAAAGACUUGAUGAUACUGGAAAUAAUGAGAAUUUGUCACAACAUAACUAGACAGUUUGUUUUUCACUCUCAGUCUUUUAAAUGACAGAUGAAUGCUGGUUUGAACUGACCCUGUAGUGAGCAAUAUAUGGUUUAUAUGUACAUAGUAAACUUUAAUUUAGAUAAUAUGAUAAUGUGAAACAGUAGCUCCAAAAUAUAGGCAGGCAUUAGCUUGCAUUCACAAAGUAAACAUUUAUUGUGUCAUUAAUGUAUAAAAAAAAUCUGUUUUCAUAUAGGUUUUAUACCAACAGGCUCCAAGAAGAAUAUCACCAAGUCACAAAAUGUGUCUUUUUUUAUCUUAGUGCCAAAACCAACGGAUGAAUGACUUAUUGAUGCCUGAUUACUGAAAAAAAAAAAAAACAAGAAAAUGUUUUAAAGUGCCAUGAUGAAGUCCAUUUCAGUGAGCAGUGCACCGUUCUCAUAUACUGUGGUGUUAAAGAACUAAUUGCAGUAAACUUGUGAUAUGUAUGCCUUUGACCUUACAUGCUGAAUGUCUAACUUUUUCAUUAAGAUUUGGGCUUGUACUGUUGAAAUAAUUUGUUCAGCUCCCCUCAUCUGUCUGGAUGCUUCAGAUAAUGAGGUUCUGUCUUUAAACUACUUUGGCACCAUAUACUGUAAAUAUGUAAGAAUGAAUAUAGAAACUUUGUCAUGCCCUCUAUGGUCACAGUGUUAAUGUAUUCUCUUAUGCCAUGAUACUGUGUUUACUCCAGAAUAGCUUACAUGUCUGAAUAAUGAUUCCUAAGUAGUUCAUAAGCAAACCUUCAAAUGGACUGAAAUACAUUGAGGGAACACUGUGUAACUCAUUUUGUGUCCCUGAUUAUGGAGGCUCUGUCUUGGUCUACAUGUACAGAUUGUCUGUCCUUCAUUGCCAACCAACUGCCACACGGAGGGAUCUUGAAAAUACUUGUCAGCAUCCUGAGUGAAUGAAUGUACUCAUAUUUUUUGUUAGGUUGUUUGUUUGUUUGUUUGUUUGAGCUCAUCAACCUGUGCAGUAAUAAUGAAAAGCACAAGAAUGUGUCUUUGUUUUGUUUAGUUCUUUUGAAGGAGCUGUUCUGUAUCAUUUGUGAAUAGUGUAAAUAAUCAUCUUGAAUGUAUUGUGUAUUGGUUUGGUUUCAGGGGGGAUCGCCCAUGCUCUUCUAAGACAAGAAUGUGUUUGAAGUGUGAGGCUACUUUUCGGUGACGAUGCUGUGAAUAAACCGUAUGUACAGUACUCACGUGACUAUGGCUAAACGCAGAGUUUAGCUGUUUGCUUCCUGUUGUUAGAGUAGAGCUGCAGGCCUGACCACAGUCAGAGCUGAGCCUCCUCAUUUGACUGACACCUGUCAUGUUUUUGCAGUUGCUAAGCUACUGCUGAUGUAAUAAUCAGUACUGCUAUUAAAUGGCAUUGUAUAAUUGA
Molecule: messenger RNA, 6115 nt
Organism: Melanotaenia boesemani (Boeseman's rainbowfish)
Lineage: Eukaryota; Metazoa; Chordata; Actinopteri; Atheriniformes; Melanotaeniidae
Product: semaphorin-6B-like
Exons: 17
Coding region: 550-3246 (898 amino acids)
Biological process (GO): positive regulation of cell migration; neural crest cell migration; axon guidance
Molecular function (GO): semaphorin receptor binding; chemorepellent activity
Source: RefSeq, a predicted model, not a curated record